Leishmania mexicana MHOM/GT/2001/U1103 is the source of this 639-nucleotide messenger RNA. RefSeq lists its product as hypothetical. Bases 1 to 639 code for a protein of 212 amino acids. Lineage: Eukaryota; Euglenozoa; Kinetoplastea; Trypanosomatida; Trypanosomatidae. The record is from RefSeq and is a predicted model, not a curated record. The transcript has a single exon.
AUGAACUUGCUCGCGUCUCGCCCGCUCAACCGCUAUGAUGACGAAGCCAACAACGCGGCGUACAUGGAGAAUGAGCCCUUCCACGUCCUUCCGCCUGAGCGAUCCACGGCAGGCAAUUCGUCAGAGUCUGACAGCAGCACGUACGGCUCGCGUCGCACCGCCGGUGAUGGCUCUGGCAAGCGCGACGUGCUUUCGAUGCAGCAUGUCAUGAACAUGACAGAAUCCCUGCAGAAGGAGCAGGAAGAUCGAGAGGCUCGUGAGAAAGUCGACAAAGUCAGCGACGCCGAGCGGAUGCGCCAGGUGCGAAACGUACAAUGGGAAGCUGUGAGGAAGCGCAUGAGCCAACGGGCAAUGUCCUUGCACUCCGUUCGAGCUUAUGACAGCGAGGAUGACGAGGAGGAAGUGGAGCUGAAGUCAGUGCACACCGCGCUGAGCGCGCUUGUGCCCUCUCUGACGGAGGAGCGGGCCACGCGACGCGGGGGAUUUCAGGCGGCGGAGACGAUGCCGGAGAGGUUCUGUCACUUCGUCUACAACUGGCUCAUGUACUUUGUCUACGCAUUCUCUGCCUCGGCGUUGCCAGGGAUGGAUGUCAACAAAGGCGCGGACUCGCGAGAGUACUUUGACCGCCGUGUCCGCUAA